Molecule: messenger RNA, 2977 nt
Organism: Eleginops maclovinus (Patagonian blennie)
Lineage: Eukaryota; Metazoa; Chordata; Actinopteri; Perciformes; Eleginopidae
Gene: cspg5a
Product: chondroitin sulfate proteoglycan 5a
Exons: 7
Coding region: 409-1881 (490 amino acids)
Biological process (GO): cell projection morphogenesis; nervous system development
Cellular component (GO): synapse
Source: RefSeq, a predicted model, not a curated record
AGCGCGCUGCACUCCGCCGUGCGUUUGUUUCAGCCACAAAGUGCCCAAAGCACCGAUCCGUUCCGAGCCAAAACAAGCCAAACCGGACCACGGCGUGCGUCCCCCUUUACGCACCCCCCGCCUCCAACCACCACCACCACCAUCACCACCCUCCCCGACCGCCUUUCUGUGGCAAUGGAGCCGUAACCAACCUCUUAACUGAGCCGAGCGUUUGAAAUAGCGACGGACACCGAGACAGCUGAGAACAAGCGGCUAUGGAGGAGAAGCGCAGGCAGGCUGGAGUCUAGACAAAUCAACACCUCCGGAUUACUUUUUUGGCAACAUUUUUGAACUCUAAUUCCGCUAUAAAAGCAGGGAUUUCCCGUUUUUCUUUUUCUCUCAUCUCUAUUAUAUCAUUGCACGGUGAGGAUGCAGGGGAAGGAGGCGAGCUUCUGCACGGGAUGCUGGAGACUAACGCUGCUGUCGUGCGUCCUGGCUCUGCACUUGAUUCCGCUGUCUGUCCACGGAAACACUGCCGAGACCAAUGCCACUGAGCAGGACAACGCGGCCAAUGUCACCGCCCUGCUCAACGAGGAGGAAGGGCCUGCCAAGGUCAAUGAGGUCGCUGUAACCGGGAGCUUGGCCAGUCCAGACGCUGUGACUCAGAGGGCGGGCCGGAUCCCCCGUGCCGGCGAGGAGGACGACCAGAGCAGCGGCAUGUUCGGCGAAACCAUGGUUCCUGCGUUGGAUGAAGUUGGCGUGGCCGCCCCGCCCCGCAUCAGCCCCGAUUCUGCCGAGACCGACGACCUGCUGCUUAGCAACCCACUCGGAAAGGACGUCGUGGAGAGCAAGGAGGAGGAGGAAGAGGAUGAGGAUCGUCUGCCAAACACCGACCCACCUUGGAUCCACGCCAAGGACACCGCGGUGUUUGACCUGGAUCGCCUAAUCACCACCACCACCGCCCAGCCCUCGGCCCCCUCUAACCCCGACGUCCUCCACGUGGACUUCUUCGACCCCUCCGUCCGUGGGCGUGGGCUCGACCUGGCCCCGCCCUCCCCUUCAUCACUGGCCCACGAGCUGCAGGGAGGCGACCCGACCUCCUGGGCGAUGCCGGACAACUACGACUACCUCACACCCUACGAGGAUGGCGUGUCCCCCACUGCCGACGAGUACACCUACAGCACCACCACCGACACCUACGAGACCGACGAUGACCUCCGGCUUGCUGCUGGAUCUCCCUCUCGCUCCAAGCCCCGGGCACCAGGGUCCUUCAUCCCCGGGGUUCCCCUUCCUGGUGCAGGCGCUCCGGUACCAAACGUCCCUGCGGCAGGUGCUCCAGCGUCCCUGGACGGGUCGGACGGGAUGGGUGGAUGCCGUGUUGGUUACCAGAUGACGAACGGAAGUUGCCGCUCUCCCUGCGACAUGCUGCCCAACUUCUGCUUCAACGGGGGACAGUGCUACCUGAUCGAGGGCAUGGGAGUCUUCUGCAGGUGUAACGUCCAGGAUUACAUCUGGCACAAGGGUGCUCGCUGCGAGUCGGUGGUGACGGAGUUCCAGGUGAUGUGUCUGGCGGUCGGCGCCUCGGCCGUGGUCCUUCUGCUGCUCUUCAUGAUCGUCGUCUGCUUCGCCAAGAAGCUCCACGUGCUCAAGACGGAGAACAAGAAGCUGCGCAAACGCAGCAGUAAGUACCGGCCUUCAUCGGAGCAGCACAAUGAUAAUUUCUCGCUGUCCACCAUCGCUGAGGGCUCCCACCCAAAUAAAACCAUGAGCAGAUACACCUGGGAGUGUAAGACCAAAGAGGAGUCCGACUGCGAGUUUCACGCUGACGGGAGGAAAGAGGGCCCCUAUCCCGUAACCAUGGAAGUGACGUAUCCGCACGUCCUGCCCGAAGUUACUAUCUAGGCCAGCAGCCAGCGGGAUGAUCCUCAUUCCCAGAACAAGCUGGAGGACCCGGUGAAGGCCCCGCCCAAGGAGGACGACUCCCUCAACAUCCACAACUCUCUGACCCCCAAACAUGAGAACCACAAGGUCCUGGGCGAGGAGAACUCCUCGGAGGUAAACUCACUGCAGAACAACAUGAUGUGAAAACAAAUCAAACACAAAAACCAACCCUGCAACCUGACAACACGGCACUGAAAACGACACGGUGCGCCGGCAACGGGAUUCCCCUAAAUCCCCGCUCUCCGUCCGUCCGCCCGCUGCCGAGCGCGCCCGACCGGUCAACCAAUCAACCAACUAGCCUGCCAACUACCAGCCAACUACCAGCCAACCAACCCAGUCUGCAACCGUCUACAACACGGCAACACUGCCACCAAGCGGCCUUGGCUGCUGCAAAAAAACGUACACCACCACCACCUCCACCACUGCCGCCACCGCCCCCGCUCAAAGUAGACCCUCUCUCGCCAACCUCACCCUGCCGCCGCCUUGCACCCCCCUCCUACAUUCACUCACGCCCCUGUUUCGCAGCCCCGCCCCCCCUUGUUGCUGUCACUCUACUCUCCCUUAUCUCUUUUACCUGCGCACACACACACAAACACACACACACAAGAACACACAUACAGUGAAAAGAUGAAGACAUAAACAUGCUUAUAUGUACACACACACACACACACACACACACACACACACACACACACACACACACACACACACACUUUCCCCUGCCUGCAUUGGUGUAUUUUGUAAAAAGAAAGAAAUCAUACAGAAGUUUAAAACGUACGUAAAACGUCAUUGUAAAAAAAAAAGGUUAAAGCUACUGAAAGGUUUUGAUGUUUGUCUGACUAAUCCAGUGAGUAUGUAUAAAUAUUGGAGAUAAAAAAAAUUGCUUGGAUUGAUUUUAAAAAGAAGCAACACACUGUGUCUUGGUUUUCAUUGAUGUGAUUUCUAAUCCUUUGAUGUACUUUGUUUUUUUGUUUUUUUUUGUACUUUUUUGGGACUUCGAACAGAGAAUAAACAAACGAGAUUCAGACAGUCGUUGAAAUAAACCUUUUUAACAUGA